Molecule: messenger RNA, 9352 nt
Organism: Acinonyx jubatus (cheetah)
Lineage: Eukaryota; Metazoa; Chordata; Mammalia; Carnivora; Felidae
Gene: SEC16A
Product: SEC16 homolog A, endoplasmic reticulum export factor
Exons: 30
Coding region: 959-7978 (2339 amino acids)
Biological process (GO): autophagy; COPII vesicle coat assembly; Golgi organization
Cellular component (GO): endoplasmic reticulum exit site; ER to Golgi transport vesicle membrane
Source: RefSeq, a predicted model, not a curated record
CUUAAAAAGCGGAAACCACCGCUAGUUCUGGCAACAAAACACACUGGAAAGACGAUUUCGUUUUCUGUGAGAGGUUUGUUGGCACUCUGGUUGAAAAUUUUUGAAUCGAGUCAGUGGGUCAGUUUUAAAGCUGCUUCACGUUUCGUCGGGGCUUGCGUUCCGGACUCACUUCUUGACAGCCCUCGUGGUCAGAGGCGGCUUGUUCCGCUCACGGUGGCAACCAGGCACAGCGCGGGAAAUGAGGCAUUCUGCACGGUGGCAUAAAGGGCAUGUUUGUAUAUUUCAGAUUCCGCCUGUAGCUUGUAUCGCUCUGUACUUUAUAAUGCUUUUUCGUUAAAACGGAAGCGCGCAUCUUAAACUUCCAUUUUCAUUUCAAGAUGUAACAUUAACCUGCGCGAAAAGUAUGAUGUGCCAUCUUGAUACAGGAGUUGGCUCUUUGAGGACCUGGUGAUAAUUUACGGGAAGGUGUCCGGGUACCGGGUAGUAAAUCAGACCGGCAGUUAGGUUGCGCUUCGUUCAUCGCUGCCCACUUGGUGAGGGCAUCGCGGAGGCAUCAGGCGCGCCGUGUGGGUGCCCAGCGGGGCUGUGAAACUGAACCCCAGAGAAGGCAGUGACUUGUCUGAAGUCAGUCAGUGAGCUCAGGGCACAGCCGGCGUUUGCAUCCAUGUCCGGCCGAGUUCUUGUGUGUGCGCUCAGCUGCACCGGCCGGCCGCAGCCCCCCACCCGGGAUGCAGUUCUGGGUGGGCGCGGGGGUAGGAGCGACGUGUCUCGGGACCGAGGACACAGACUCUCAAGUUGUUUCCAGCCUUUCUCUGUUUUCUUCGUUCUCCUGAUUCCAACUGGGAGUUUGAAUACAUGGAUUUUAUGCUAAUUUCUUCUUUUUCUUUUUUGGUUCAGGUUGAAGAAAACCUAUAUCCUGCUUUCUGUGAGCAGCACUUAGUUGUGCAACCGAUCGGUCAUGCAGCCGCCGCCUCAGGCAGCCCCAUCAGGCGUGGUCGGGCCACCUCCGGCCGGAACUCCUCAGAGCAUGUUCUGGUCCAACAGAUCUUACAGGAGACAGGCAAAUAGUAACGCACCGGUGACCCCGAUAACUUGCCCGUUGCAGCCGGUAACGGAUCCGUUUGCUUUCAGUAGACAAGCGCUACAAACUACAUCGUCGGGCAGUUCGUCCAAAAGCAGCACGCCCGUUCUGCAGGGCCCGGCCCCGCCAGCGUUCCUUCAGCGCCCUGGUCUGCCUGUGCCUCACGCAAAUGCUGGGGAUACCUCGCAAGGACCUGUGUUGCAGGCCACAGCGGACGCUGGUCUGUUUGCCAGCGUGUUGCCACCUUCGGCGCCGCCAGAGCCAGAGUUGCACAGGGGUGCCGAGCUUGCUUCCAGCUCGGAACCCGAAGUUCAGACUCUGCCAUGUCCUCACAUUCCAGGAGUGGGUGCCGACAGUCCCCACGGGGGCCAUCCGCACGCGAACGUGCUUGGGCCCGAGAGACCCCUGAGUCGGCAGAACCCGCACGACAGUGCUGUGGCGCCGUCCCCUUUCUUCCCUCAGCCUCGUCAGCAAAUGCCAGGGCAGUGGGGGCCAGGGCAGGGAGGCCCACAGCCCUCAGGUCAACAUUAUUGGCCCCGCCCAGAAGGACCUGUUCAGCACCCGGUGCCCCACGCCUCCAGCGUUUCCCUCUUCCCCGCUCCGUCCAGCCCGUAUCACGGUCCCGGCCACGAGCAGCUCAACCCACUGGUGUCUUUGCCAGGACCCUUGGCCGGUGACGGAAGCAAUGAGCCGGCCUACCUGCCGAGUGGUAACCAGUCAGCAAAUAACUUUGAUCCUGACAACGCGUUCAGGCAAAAUUCUAGAGCUGGGAAUCCUCGGGCAAGCCAGGAGCUCAGGCCAAAUCCAGGAGUGAAUAAAGAGCAGUUGCCAGACCUCGCUCUUGUGAAUCCCCUCGCUCAGGGAAACAGCCCGGAAAGCCAUUUGCACUACCCCCCAGGGGCCGAGACCAGCCGGGUCCUGCCGGAAGUGGACUCGGGAGCUCUCUCCAUGUUCUUCCACGGCGGAGAGACGGAAAAUGAGGAGAACCUCUCAUCCGAAAACACAAGCUUCGCUGGUCGGUCUGACUUGGAUGGCUCCUCCCCCGGCCCGGGACUUGGCCAUGCUCCCGCACGUGUGGGAGUGGGUGGCGUUUACCACGCCUUUCCCAGAGGUUCCAGCAACGAGGCCACGCAGCAGGGAGGCCACCCGCAGCCUUAUUUCUCUCAGUCUGCAGGCGCCCAGCCCGAUAGACCGGCCACGGCAAGCGCUGCCGUCACUGUGUGGGGCAGCCCAGCAGGCGCAGGGGCUCACGCCAGCAGCCCACAGUACGAGAACGUGGAGGACUUAGAGUUCAUUCAGAAUCAGGAAGUUUUGCCAAGUGAGCCCCUAAGUUUGGACCCUCCCGCCCCCGGCGAUCCGCUCAGAUACGGCCCCAGGCUCGGUGUUGGGGGCCACGCUGGGGGCGGGGGCCCAAAUCUCGAGGCCCCGGAUUCAGUGCCACACCCCGUGCGAUCCGACAGCGUGUCGUCCAGUUACAGCAGCAAGAGCCACAGGAAUCUUCCAGGUGCGGCCAGGCCUCAAGACCUGGGGGGCACUUUCAUUCAGCAAGAAGUCGGAAAACCUGAAGAUGAGUCUUCGGGGAGCUUUUUUAAGCAAAUUGAUUCUUCUCCUGUAGGAGGCGAGACACACGAGACCACCGUGAGCCAGAAUCACCGCAGCAGCCUGUCCCAGCCCUCAACCCCAAGCCCCCCAAAACCCACUGGAAUAUUCCAGACAAGCGCGAAUAGUUCUUUUGAACCGGUGAAAUCCCACUUAGUUGGAGUAAAACCAGUUGAGGCCGAUCGGGCCAAGGUGGUGGGCGAGGUGAGGGGGGCCGGACCCCACCAGAAGCAGCACCGGCCAGCUGCCGCACCGCCUGACACCUGCCCUGGCAACUUGGAGCAGCCCCCGGACAACAUGGAGACCCUGUUCACACUCCAGGCCGGUUCUCUGCCCUUUACCGUACCCGUGGAGGCCGAGCACGGGCUCGGGCACGCUGGGGGGCCGCCCUCGGAGACCGUGCUUCCGGCAGCUGAGAAGAGGCCCUUGGCCAGGGCCCAGGGAGCUGUGAAGUGCGAGAGCCCAGUGACGACCUUGUGGGCACAGAACGAGCUCCCGGAUUUCGGGGGCAGCGUGCUCCUGGCCCCGGCUGCCCCGGCACUGCACGCGCCCGUGAGGCCUCAGCCCUCUGAAGUGAUCCAGCCUCCUGACGAGGGAGUGUCCGGUCAGCAGCCCCGGCAGCCAGGCCCUGGCCUCCCUCUGCGGAGCAGGGACGGCGUCGGAGCUUCCGAGAACCUCGAGAACCCUCCCAAGAUGGGAGAAGAGGAGGCCCUUCCCUCGCAGGCGAGCUCGGGCUAUGCCAGCCUGUUAUCCUCACCGCCCACUGAGUCUUUGCAGAAUCAGCCAGUCUUGAUUGCCCAGCCUGAUCAAAGCUAUAACUUGGCUCAGCCCAUUAAUUUUGCUGUGUCCUUAUCGAGUCCUAAUGAGAAGAGUCUGCCCUGGAGAGAUGCUUUGGUGGGGGAUAAACCGACAGCAAGCAGCCGGACUGUCGGGGGGGACUCCGGAGAAAGCGCUCCUGCGUCUGGGAUCGCAGCCACCUCUGUCACCCGCUCGCCUCUGCCCAAGAGUCUCCCGCAAGGUAGCUUUCCACAAGUUCCUGGCACUUCGGAGACCGUUUGUAAUCAACCUGCUAAUUUGCUGGUUCAGCCGCCACCUCAUCCGGUUCCAAAGAACUUGCUUCCAGAAGGCCAAAAGGUUCAUAAUGCAGAGAACGUUCUUCCCGAGCUGGUUGGUAGCCCUGCUGGAAGCACAGGCGUGAUGUUGGUGCCGCCUGCAAACGCUACCUCGGUCCCUGCUGGUAGUAAAGUGGAUCCCUCCGGUAAUCGGGAAGAAACUUCUGGAGCUCUAGACUUCACGCUGAAUAGGACUUUGGAAAAUUCUCUGAGGAUGUAUGGCCCGUCCCGUUCUGACAGCCCAGCUUGUCCGCAAACCAUCACCGGUCAGCCUAGACAACCUGGGCCAGGGGCACAUAACCCAGACUGUUUCUACCAGCAGGUGACAAAAGACGCUCAGGACCCAUGUGGCCUAGGGAGGGCCCAGCAGGAGCCGUCGCCGGCCCCCCAGCAAGGGCCCAGAGCAACAUGUUCAGAACCUUCGAACCCAGGAAGCUCGCCAGUGCAGGGGCAGUCCCAAAACUCGGUCCCACCACCAGCAAGUCCCGCUCCAGCUGACACGGGUCAGCAGCUGCUGCCUCGGCCGCCUCGGUCCUCCAGCGCGUCCAUCGUGUCCACCAGCUCCAGCCAGGCAGCCGCACGGUCGGACCAGCAGUGGCUGCAGCCACCGCCUCCCUCGGACUUGGCAGCUUACUACUAUUACAGACCCCUGUACGAUGGCUACCAGUCGCAGUACCCCUCGCCAUACCCGCCGGAUCCCGGCACAGCCUCCCUCUAUUACCAGCAGGACGUCUAUGGCCUGUAUGAGCCCAGAUACAGGUCCUACGACAGCGCGGUGUCCGCCUACGCUGAGAGCUACCGCUGCCCCGAGCCCGAGCGGCCCAGCUCCCGGGCAAGUCACUGCUCGGACCGGCCACCUGCCAGGCAAGGCUAUCCUGAAGGUUACUACAACUCCAAAAGCGGAUGGAGCAGCCACAGUGAUUACUAUGCAGGUUACUACUCCAGCCAGUAUGACUACGGAGAUGUGGGCCGCUGGGACCGAUACCACUAUGGCUCCAGAUUCAGGGACCCCCGCGCCUGUGACCGGAGGUAUUGGUAUGAUGCGGAAUACGAUCUGUACCGGAAAGAAAACUACACUUACGGGGACAGGCCCGAGAGGUACGAUGACCCCUGGAGGUACGACCCUCGCUUCACUGGCAGUUUUGACGACGACCCUGAGCCCCACAGGGACCCUUACGGGGAGGAGGCGGACAGACGCAGCGUGCACAGCGAGCGCUCCGCACAGAGUCUGCGCAGCAGCCUCAGCUCCCGCUCGCGCCAGAGUCAGGUUUACAGAAAUCACGGCAUGACUGCUGCUUCCUACGAGGCCCCGCCUCCCCCAGACUCCUUGCCCGGAGAUUAUGCCUACGGCAACAAUUUUGGCAGCGUCCAGGGCUUCCCGGAGUACGGUUACCCUGCCGAAGCCGGCUGGCCCGCGACAGAGCAAGCUCCGUCAAGACCAACCUCUCCUGAGAAAUUCUCGGUGCCUCAUGUCUGUGCCAGGUUUGGUCCUGGGGGUCAGCUCAUUAAAGUGAUUCCAAAUCUGCCUUCAGAAGGACAGCCCGCGCUGGUCGAGAUCCACAGCAUGGAGACCUUGCUGCAGCACACGCCGGACCAGGAGGAGAUGCGCUCAUUCCCGGGACCGCUCGGCAAAGGUGACACCCAUAAAGUGGAUGUUAUUAAUUUUGCACAGAACAAAGCUACGAAAUGUUUGCAGAAUGAAAAUUUAAUUGACAAGGAGUCUGCCAGUCUCCUUUGGAAUUUCAUUGUUCUCUUGUGCAGGCAGAACGGGACCGUGGUGGGAACAGACAUCGCAGAACUUCUGUUACGAGACCACCGAACGGCAUGGCUUCCUGGGAAGUCACCCAACGAGGCCAACCUGAUUGAUUUUACUAACGAGGCGGUGGGACAAGUGGAGGAGGAGGAGUCCGGGGAGGCCCAGCUCUCGUUCCUCACCGACAGCCAUGCGGCCACCACCAGCACUCUCGAGAAGGAAACAGAGAGGUUCCGAGAGCUGCUGCUCUACGGACGCAAGAAGGAUGCUUUGGAAUCUGCGAUGAAAAAUGCCUUGUGGGGACAUGCUCUGUUGCUGGCAAGCAAGAUGGACAGCCGGACACACGCCCGGGUCAUGACCAGGUUCGCCAACAGUCUUCCAAUCAACGACCCUCUGCAGACAGUGUACCAGCUGAUGUCGGGCCGGAUGCCCGCUGCGUCCACGUGUUGCGGAGACGAGAAGUGGGGGGAUUGGAGGCCGCAUCUUGCUAUGAUUUUGUCCAACCUGAGCAGCAGCGUGGAUGUGGAGUCCAGGGCGAUGACCACCAUGGGCGACACGCUAGCUUCGAAAGGUCUCUUAGAUGCUGCGCACUUCUGCUACCUCAUGGCCCAGGUCGGGUUAGGGGUCUAUACGAAGAAAACCGCAAAACUGGUUUUAAUCGGAUCGAAUCACAGUUUGCCGUUUUUCCGGUUUGCGACCAAUGAAGCCAUUCAGAGGACGGAGGCCUAUGAGUAUGCCCAGUCCCUCGGGGCACAGACCUGCUCCUUCCCCAACUUCCAGGUGUUCAAGUUCAUCUACUCCUGCCGCCUGGCGGAGAUGGGGCUGGCCACGCAAGCCUUCCACUACUGCGAGGUGAUCGCCAAGACCAUCCUGACGCAGCCCCACGCGCACUCUCCGGUGCUCAUCAGCCAGCUGGCUCAGAUCGCCUCGCAGUUGCGUCUCUUCGACCCUCAGCUGAGAGAGAAGCCGGAGGAGGAGUCCUUCGUGGAGCCCGCCUGGUUGGUCCAGCUGCAGCGCGUCGAGAAGCAGGUCAAGGAGGGCGCCGCGCCGUGGAGCCUGGACGGGGCCCUCUCCCAGCGCUGCCCCAGCACGCCCAGCCCUGAGGCCGGGCAGCACGACGGCCCGGGACCCGCCCAGCCGGGCAACCCGCUGCUGGCACUGCCUGUGCCCAGCGCCGAGCGCUUCGGUCAGGGCGUGCGGCUGCUGCCUUCAGCUCCGCCGACGCUCCCCGCCAGGGUGCCGUUGUUCCCCGUGCCACCACCCCCCGGCCCUGCGGAGCUGGGGCCUGGCUGCGGACCCCCGGGGUCUGCGCUUGGCUUUCCAGAGCCCUCUGUGCCUGAGCCUGCAGCUCUGUACCCGGGACCUGGCGUGCCAGCGGGCGCACCGUCUCUGCAGGAAAGCGAGCACCUGCCCCAGGACGCCGGAAGCCAGGACCCAGGGGUGAUGCCACAGGAGGCGCUUGGGAGAAACUCGCUUCUGGAACGGAGAGAAGAUGGUUUUGGCGGAAAAUUUGCUCAUCUGGGCCCCUCCAGGACGUCCCAGGACUCCGAGGUCCCUCCGGCGUGGGAGCGUGCUGGCCCCGGAGCCCUGCAGCCGCCUCUCACGUCCACGCCCGAAGGGAAGAGGCCUGCACAGGCGGCCGGGAAAGAGGUCAAGGAGCCUAAGAAGAGCAGCGAGUCCUGGUUAUUUCGUUGGCUGCCCGGGAAGAAAAGGACGGAGGCUUAUCUGCCCGACGACAAGAACAAGUCGAUCGUCUGGGAUGAAAAGAAGAACCGAUGGGUAGAUGUAAAUGAGCCAGAGGAGGAGAAGAAGGCUCCGCCCCCACCACCAACCUCCCUCCCCAAGGCUGCACAGGCUGGGCCCCCUGGUCCCGGAGGACCCCCGAGAGCCUCCGUGAACAUGUUUUCCAGGAAAGCAGCCGGAGCCCGAGCGCGUUACGUGGACGUCUUAAACCCGGGGGGCCCCCAGCGGAGUGAACCGGCUCUCGCCCCGGCGGAGUUUUUUGCUCCUCUGGCCCCGAUGCCGAUUCCCACCCACUUGUUCGGACCAAGCGCAGAUGCGGAGGAAGCCCCACCCGCAGAGGGGGCCGGCAGGGAAGGGCGUGCGCCUGCGGGGGGGGCCGUCGAUCCAGGGCCUGCCUCAGAGCCCCAGGUGUUAGGUUUGCCAGCGUCGCUCCCUGGCCCUGAGCUCCUACCCGCCCACGAGGACGGUUCCAAGGGAGGAGAGCUUUCACGCUGUAGUUCACUGAGUUCAUUAUCGCGUGAAGUAAGCCAGCAUUUUUAUCAGGCUCCCAGUGACCACCCCGCAGCAGGGGGCGCCUCCGGGGCAGCCGUGCCCUUCUGCAGCCCUGCUCACUUGGCACAGGCCUCUGCCGCCUCGGGGGGCUCCAGGAUGGGGAGGAUCGGCCAGAGGAAGUACCCGGCGUUGAGCUAGAAGGGUCCCCGUCCUGCAGUGGCAUCUGGAACCCUCAAAUUCUGCUCCACCGCGAACUCGGACGGAUCGAUGGCCCGCACCUCCCUUCUGUUCCCGCCCAGAUGGGGACGCCAGUGACUCCGUGCGGUCGUGCUCGGACUCCUUCACGGCCCGUCUCCGCAGCGUUGCAGGGGCUGGGUCCGCGGCCCCUCUGCCGUGCUGGGGGAAGCGAGGGGAGCUUUGGCUCCGUCUCUAGCCGACGGUGACCCGAGGGUAAAACGCUCUUAGUCGUUCGGGAGCGGUGCGCCGAGGGAGGCCGGAGCCAUCUUUGCUGUGCGAAAAAACCCAGCCCUUCGGUAACUGGGGUGUCUCGGAAAACCUAACCGUGCUUUUACUGCUGUGUCGGGCCCCCCUGGGCCCGGGAGGGCGCCCUGGGGCCUGGCACCGCAUCACGGGCUUCAAGGAAACGUGGACUCAGCGGAGUUUUCCAGGGAGGCCCUGGUCGCCCAAGUGCAUUUGAGUCUGGCGGCAAAGAUGUUCCAGCUUCGCUUCCUUCUCUGUCCGGGAGGGAGGCUCUGCUCUCCACUCCCCGGGCCGGGCCGGGCCGUGUUCCACGUGGGACCCGCCCCCCUAACCCACCAGUGCUAAAAACUGGCUGUGACGAAUUCCAUUCGGGUUUUCUUAGUAUGUGAGUAGCCUGGUUAGACUCGUCCCCAGAGAAACUUCUGGACUGCCAUGCCCUUUGUAAAAUAGUCGAUGUACUUCCUCAUGACUGGUCCUCAGGGCGCAGAGUUGACACGCGCCCUGACCCUGAGGCUGCUGCCUCCGCUUUUCCCACACCGGGAUCUUCAGUGGGUGGGGGGGCUGAACCCACAGAGGGAGGCCCCGCCCCCUGGACUCAAAGCUUUAAGGCUUCAUCGACUGUUCUUAGAAUUAUCCACGUUCUUGUUAAGUCUGAAGAGACCGCAGAAAAACAUUAAAUAUUUAUAAGAAUCAUUAGGACAUUUAUUUCUGUAGGUUCUGCUGGGGACAUAGUUGGGUGUUGUGAAUCGAAGUGCAGAAAGGGCGUAAAUGAGUUAGCACGGGCCUCGGUUUCCCUGGCGGCUCACUGGGUCAUGGAGGAAGGGCGCGGAGUGUUUUCCCGAGCGUCACCCAGGGCGCGCCCGGAUGCGUUGGUUCUGGUCACUUGGAGAGAGGUGGGGCGUGGCACCCGGGGCAGUGGGGGCCCUGGGACCCGAGACCUCCCUGGCGCCCUCGGUCUGGCCUGCCCACCCGACCGUUCCCUGCGCGGGCUGCCGGCGACUUUUGAUUCAAGAAGCUCCCUCCCAGGCCAGGCGGGAGCUGCUAUUUUUACUAAAUGCAAAUUGGUAAAUAAAGUAUUUUGCGCUCGCAAAA